Molecule: messenger RNA, 861 nt
Organism: Gossypium raimondii (Peruvian cotton)
Lineage: Eukaryota; Viridiplantae; Streptophyta; Magnoliopsida; Malvales; Malvaceae
Product: jacalin-related lectin 19
Exons: 3
Coding region: 109-660 (183 amino acids)
Molecular function (GO): carbohydrate binding
Source: RefSeq, a predicted model, not a curated record
CUGAUUCCAGUUGCUAUCUUAUAUUAAUUACCACCACUUACACCAAAUAUCAAACCUCAUUGUUUAAUCCCAAUUCAGCAUCUGCUCUUACAACUUCUGCCGGUUCAUAUGGAUGGUGGCAAGGAGAAGUCAAGCAGUAGGAAAAAGAUGAGUGUGGUGGUAGGACCAUGGGGAGGCAAUGGUGGAGCUGCUUGGGAUGAUGGAAUUUAUAAUGGGGUAAGAGAAAUCACUCUUGUUUAUGAUCGUUGCAUCGACUCCAUCAGAGUGGUUUACGAUAAGAACGGUAAGCCUGUAACGGCGGAGAAACACGGCGGUGUAGGAGGAAACAAGACAGCUGAGAUUAAGCUAAAAUUCCCAGAAGAAUUCUUGAUCAGCGUAACUGGUUAUUACUGUCCUGUGGUUUAUGGUGGUAGCCCUGUGAUUCGAUCACUGACGUUUAAGAGUAACCGAAGGACGUUUGGUCCGUAUGGAGUUGAAGAAGGAACACCCUUCGCUUUCUCCGUAGAGGGAGCGCGAGUCGCCGGGUUCAACGGGAGAAGUGGAUGGUAUGUUGAUUCAAUCGGAUUUCGAUUGUGUCGUGUUCAAUCUCCUAAACUCUUUCAGAAGGUGCAGAAAGGAUUUCAAAGGCUUACUAGUAGUGUCUCAAAAGCCUCUGCCUAGCCUAGAGAGGAUUGUCACUCAAAAGGCCCCUUCCAUUAAUACCUGGAGGUGCUAAAGUUCAUCAUCAAAAUUAUAGCAGCAACCACCUUAGAGUUUAAAAUCAAACAAUCUUGAAUGUAUAUAUAUAUAUAUAUAGACAUGUCGGGUUUUGUUGUCUUUCGUAUCUUAUUUGAUGUUAUUAAUGAUUGGAUUAGUGUUUAA